This is a messenger RNA of Entrophospora sp. SA101, 987 nucleotides long. NCBI's taxonomy places the organism in Eukaryota, Fungi, Glomeromycota, Glomeromycetes, Entrophosporales, Entrophosporaceae. The record is from the annotation of a GenBank genome assembly.
AUGGAAAAACUUAAUCAAGUCAAAAAGCGAGUGAUAGAUGAGUUAGAAAGGGUAAUUCCAAUGAGUAAAGAAGAAGCUAAAAAAAAUCUCUUUUCUCUGCUAAAAGAAGAGGUCGACAGAGAAUUAGAAAGAUACAAGGAAGAAAAAAUUGGAGGGGUGGAAAAAGAAGUAAAGGAGGAAAGUAGUAAGCUAAUUUGUCUCGCCUUAGAAAAAUGUAGUUCGGAACUAGUUUUUACUAAAACAACCGAUAAUUUACGGGUGGAAAGUUCCCAAAUAAUUAGCAAAAUAAUUGGAAGAGAAGGACGAAAUAUUAAUGCUUUUCAGCGCGUUACUGGCACCGAACUAAUUAUUGACCGGGAAAGUGAUGAACAGAGCGUUCAAAUUUCUUCUUUUAAUUCUUUACGUCGAGCAAUAGGUUUACAAACUCUUCAUACUUUAAUUAAAGAAGCCAGAUUUUCUCCUCUCCAAAUUGAAAAAACUUAUCAAAAAGUAAGUUUAGAAAUUGAUGAGCUUAUUAUUAAGACCGGGUUGGAGGUCUUGCGCGAACUAGAAUUAAAUAACGUUCAUCCCGAAUUAGUUAAGCAUUUAGGAAAGUUAAAAUAUCGCACUAGUUAUGGGCAAAAUGUGCUGGAACAUUGUCUGGAAGUGGCCAAAUUAGCCGGAAGUAUUGCGGUCGAGUUGGGUUUAGAUGUUUUCUUAGCGCGGCGGGCUGGUUUAUUUCAUGAUAUUGGUAAAGCAGUGGAGGACAAUGGUAAUUAUUCCCAUGUUCUGAGUGGCAUUAGUUUAGCCAAAAAAUACCAAGAAUCUGAAUUAAGCGAUGAACUUUCCGCAACGGGAUUAAAUAAAACUGCUGAUUUUAUAGAAGCAGCUGAGGAAUCUUACAAGACAUAUGAUGAUACUAAGCCUUAUUUUGAAGUAAUUAAGCAUUUCUCACACCUUAACGAAGGGAAAGAGUAUGAGUCCGGUUGUAAAGUGUGUGAGGAAUAA